GCCCCGGCUGAGGCAGCGGCGGCGGCGACGCGGCCCAGUAUGCGAGUGUGAAAUGCUUCCCCCGGCGGCAGCGGCUCCUUACUGGGCCCAGGUGGCUUCGGCGGCCCCCGCGCCGUGGAUGCGACUCCGGAGCCGGCGCUUCGCCCUUCACAAACAUUUCUAUAGGACUCAUUCGCCUUGCUGAGGAGAAACGCGGAAAAAGAGAGAGAGAGAGAGAGAGAAAGCCUAAUUCUGAGGAGAAACCCCUCGAACCGACAGCCAGCCAGCCAGCCACCCGGGCCUAGGCCCGGCCUAAGCGACUGUUCACUCCCCUCCGCCUCCCCACUUCCUCUCUAGCGUCCCCCCCGUCGCUUCCCCGUUAGGCUCAUGGAGGCCGCCCCAGCCCCGCCGCUCAGCGCCGCCCAGCUGGGCCGCCUGCGGGACGAGCACGGCAAGGUGGUCACUAGCUGCCAAGAAAAAAUUCAGCACUGGAAGAAGGUGGAGAGUGACUAUGAAGCACUUCAAGAUCGACUUGGCACACUGCCUGACAAACUCUCUUAUGAUGUCAUGGUACCUUUUGGUCCCCUUGCUUUCAUGCCAGGAAGAUUGGUUCAUACCAAUGAGAUCACAGUUCUUCUUGGGGACAACUGGUUUGCAAAAUGUUCAGCAAAGCAGGCCAGCGGUCUAGUGGAACACAGGAAAAAACAUGUAAGGAAAACACUGGAUGAUUUGCAAAAAGUUAUGAAGAAUUUCGAAUCCAGAGUUGAACUCACAGAAGAUCUGCAGAAGAUGAGUGAUGCAGCUGGCGAUUUUGUUGAUAUAAGAGAAGUAACCGAAAGUAAUGGCACUGAAACAAAAGGAAAACACAGAACUGCUCACAAACCUCAUUCAAAACCAAAAACAUUUGCUUCUGAGGCAAACCUUCAAGAAAACGGAAUUGUUGAAAAAUCCAGCGGGGACUUGAAAUUGGAGGAAGAGCUUUGGGCCAGACUUGAUGAACUUGAGAGGCAAGAAGAGAUCCUUGGUGAACUUGACAGGAUAUCUGAUACCAUUCAGGCCAAUGGAGAAGACAGUUCCUCCUCUGAAGAAGAGAGAGAGGACAAGAAGACAGAUGUGAAUGUAGUUCAUGGGGAAGAAGAACCUAAUACUCAGGGCAACUUUCAAAAAGUAGUAAUCAACUCCAAAUUGUUCAGAGGUCAGGUUAACGGCCCAAAUCACUCCUGCAGCGACGACGAGGAUGAUUUAGCCAUUGCUGAGAAUGCAGUACCGACAAUAUAUUUCUCCCAUACUGUGGAACCGAAAAGGGUACGAAUAAACACAGGAAAAAAUACUACUUUAAAAUUCAGUGAAAAGAAAGAGGAGGCAAAACGCAAGCGGAAGAAUAGCAACGGCAACGGGCAUUCGGCUACAGAACUGCCCAACAUCAAAACACCAGCAGACAUUUACCGAGUCUUUGUUGAUGUUGUGAAUGGAGAAUAUGUCCCUCGUAAAUCAAUUUUGAAGUCUCGAAGCCGAGAAAAUAGUGUUUGUAGCGAUACCAGUGAGAGCAGCACUGCUGAAUUCGAUGACAGACGAGGAAUUCUGAGAAGUGUGAGCUAUGAUGAAGCUACCUACAGUGAUAACAGUGAAGGAAUCUUGGAAGAGGAAGAAGAGGAGGAUCAGGAACAUCUUUCCAAGAAAACAUCACCCUCGUCAGGGACAUAUGAGGCUUUCUCGGGAACCGUUGUUGAGAAGGAGCUUUUGUCUCCCGCUUCAGCGCCACACCCAGUAAUCGCCUAUCCUGUCCUGCCUACUAUUCUGGAGCGAAAAUCUGAGGAAAUUCUCUCUGAAGCUUCAGAAGAAACUACAAAGAGGGUUUCAAAAUUCAAAGCUGCCAGAAUGCAACAGAAAAUCUAGGUCCCGCUUAGACAGUGGAAGUUUGGGAUUUUCAUGUGUAGUGGCACGAUUUGUAAGAUGGCUCACAUCUAGCCAAUAAAAUAGCAGACUGUGUUGAUUUGAUAUUGUUCAUGUUAGACCUCUAGUUGAUGGUAUUUCUUUCUUUUU
Molecule: messenger RNA, 2022 nt
Organism: Elgaria multicarinata webbii
Lineage: Eukaryota; Metazoa; Chordata; Lepidosauria; Squamata; Anguidae
Gene: URI1
Product: URI1 prefoldin like chaperone
Exons: 11
Coding region: 367-1875 (502 amino acids)
Biological process (GO): negative regulation of transcription by RNA polymerase II; negative regulation of phosphatase activity
Molecular function (GO): transcription corepressor activity; phosphatase inhibitor activity; chromatin binding
Source: RefSeq, a predicted model, not a curated record